Messenger RNA from Daphnia pulicaria, 976 nucleotides. RefSeq names its product mitotic apparatus protein p62-like. Gene Ontology annotation, biological process: chromatin remodeling. Bases 135 to 665 code for a protein of 176 amino acids. The record is from RefSeq and is a predicted model, not a curated record. Lineage: Eukaryota; Metazoa; Arthropoda; Branchiopoda; Diplostraca; Daphniidae. Gene Ontology annotation, cellular component: nucleolus; cytoplasm; nucleoplasm. The transcript has 3 exons. Gene Ontology annotation, molecular function: chromatin binding; histone binding; RNA binding.
AAAUUUUCAUUUCGGUUUUCAAGGGAACAAAAAGCGCGUCGAGCACAAGCCGGAGUAGCCAUCUGCACGUGGAUUGAUUUUUCUCCCAGUCAUUUCUUCGUUCACGAACACGUUAUCUACCACAUAUAUUCAAUAUGGUUGAAGAAGAAUACUUUUGGGGUGUCCAGCUCGAUGCCAAGACCAAGGAAAUUGAAUGGAAUCCAGAGAAAAACUUCCCAAAGGAGGAAAAGGAAGACGGUAUGCCCAUUCCCCGCCACAGCCUCAUGAUCAAGCAGGCUAUCCUCAGCCAUGAGGCAGCGGAAGGAGAGAUGGCUGUCAUUGAAGCUGAGGCAGUUGGUUACGCACAGUCAAACAUCAAGACCCUCAUCAGUGUCUUGGUGCAAGGCAAGGACCAUCAGCGAUCCUUAGACCUUGUAUUUCAUGAUGCCCCAGUCAAGUUGAGGCUAAUCAAAGGAUCGGGGCCAGUUCACCUUGUUGGUGCACAUGGUGUCGCCUAUCGCUACAUGGGUGAAGAUGACAGUUCAGAUGAUGAAGAUGGUAUGGGUGAAGAGAUGGAUGAUGAAGACGAUGAAGAAGUGGAAGAUGUCAAGCCACCUACUAAGAAAAUCAAGAAGGAAGAACCUCCUGCCAAAGGAAGUCCAGCAAAACGAGGAGGCAAAAAAUAGCGGGAAAUGCGGUCUAAUCAAGCAAAUGAUUAUGCUUCAAAGUGAGGUUUGCUGAAAUUGCUCAAUGAGAAAACGAAACGCCAUCUUACGAAAGAAUGGAGCGACCAGCAGCUUACUUUCGAGUAAAACGACAUAGCUUUAGAUCCAAAUUUCCAGGACACUUUUUUUGUUUUUUUUUCUCUUUUGUUUUAAAAAAUGAUGUCGAGCUUUUUCUCGUGGUUUGUGAGGUCGAUUGAGUUACCCCGAGCCUAACCUGCCGCUCGAACCCGAUGAAUGAGACAAAAUACAAAUGGUUCUUUGUCUUCAUUAAA